AUGUUGUGGCUUCUUUCUCUCCUCACUACUUUCACCGCCGUCUUUGCUGCUGAUAUCAAUACUUUGAUGUAUGAUGUCGGCAACUUGACUGCUAAUGUCAACGCAUUGGACAGCCUCGUUGUUAACUUCAAGCAUGGCUUCUUCAACGACAUUGUUCCUUUGAUCAAGCUCCAAAACGCUGCCGUCGAUUUGGGCAGCGAGAUCCAGUCUGUCACCAACGACUUCAACAAUACUGCUCAGUUGGACGCCCAGGACACCCUCGCAAUUGCCACUCCUCUCGCUAAUAUUGUCUCCCCUCUGCAGAAGGUCCUCACCGAUAUUAACAACGCGAAGCCUCAGUUUGACAAGGCCAUUCUUGAUUUCCUCUCCGCCUCUUGCAUCAUCAAGGGCCAUGUUGCUCACCUCCAGAAGGUAACUGACCAGCUGAUCAACCAGGUUGAGAUCACUAUUUACCCCCCUUUUGCCGGUGUGAUCGGUCCCUUGAAGCAGCAGGUUGAUGAUGCUUUCAAGGCCACGCUCAAUGGUCCCUACGCCAAAGUCGUUGCCCUUUAUAUCCCUUUCAAGCUUUAA
Molecule: messenger RNA, 570 nt
Organism: Wickerhamiella sorbophila
Lineage: Eukaryota; Fungi; Ascomycota; Dipodascomycetes; Dipodascales; Trichomonascaceae
Exons: 1
Coding region: 1-570 (189 amino acids)
Source: RefSeq, a predicted model, not a curated record